Doryrhamphus excisus (bluestripe pipefish) is the source of this 1211-nucleotide messenger RNA. It is a transcript of the gene calm2a, whose product is annotated as calmodulin 2a (phosphorylase kinase, delta). Gene Ontology annotation, molecular function: calcium ion binding. NCBI's taxonomy places the organism in Eukaryota, Metazoa, Chordata, Actinopteri, Syngnathiformes, Syngnathidae. The record is from RefSeq and is a predicted model, not a curated record. Gene Ontology annotation, cellular component: myosin II complex.
GAUAACCGUUAUAGGCGAGCCCAGUUGUCUGAGCGGUGGUGUGUUCAACGGUUCAAACGGACGGGCAGAGUGGCGAGCUUAUGUGCUGAGGAUUUUUUUUUUGUUGUGUCGUGAACAAGGACUCCCAACUGCGUCGAAAUGGCCGAUCAGCUUACAGAAGAGCAGAUUGCUGAAUUCAAGGAGGCGUUUUCACUUUUCGACAAGGAUGGCGAUGGCACCAUCACCACCAAGGAGCUGGGCACCGUCAUGCGCUCCCUCGGUCAGAACCCCACAGAGGCGGAGUUGCAGGACAUGAUCAAUGAAGUCGACGCUGAUGGGAACGGAACGAUAGAUUUCCCCGAAUUCUUGACCAUGAUGGCGAGGAAAAUGAAGGAUACAGACAGCGAGGAGGAGAUCAGAGAAGCGUUCCGUGUUUUCGAUAAGGAUGGCAACGGAUACAUCAGUGCUGCCGAGCUGCGUCAUGUGAUGACAAACCUCGGAGAGAAGCUGACUGAUGAAGAAGUAGACGAGAUGAUCAGAGAAGCAGACAUCGAUGGAGACGGACAGGUCAACUAUGAAGAGUUUGUACAAAUGAUGACGGCGAAGUGAAGGCCUUGUACAGAUUUGGUAUAUAAAUAAUUUGCCUUUUUUCUUUUGUGUAAUUUAUCUGUAAAAUCUUCUGAACCCCUUGGUCCCGCCCCCUACUGCUGUCCAAAGGAACUGCAUGUAAACUGCAUAGGCUCUUGUCCCCAUGUCCCUUUCUUUUGCUGUCAUGGUGUUUGAGUGACGGGCUGUCAUACAACCAGAUGGAAGCCUGCGGAGGCCCCCCCCUUGGGAGCCGGAGUACCGAAUCUUAACUGGGGGGGGGGCCCUCCACGGCGAGGCCACAUUGGAAACGUGUCAGCUGGUUGUCACUUGGCAACACCGUUGGCAUGGAAACAAUGUAGAGGAGUUGAAACUCUGCAUGGACUAUGGACAAAAGUAUAUAUGGCAAAUCUCAGCAUUGCACUACUGCAAAAAAAAUGACACGGGUGUAUCUCCGAGGUACUCGUACAAACUUUUUGUAUCUGCUGUUCUAUAUACCAGAAAAUGACUCAUCUUACCAUGCUUUUUAAUGUUUUUCUCACUCGUUUCUUUUUUUUUUUUUUUUAAAUGGCCUUUGGCCAUGCCUCAAAUAAUCCAUUCCAAGUUGUAUAUUUUUGUUUUCCAAUAAAAUUUACAAUCUACACGGA